CGCCCAGGGCUGCUCUCUGUCCCAGGGUGGGGCCAUGCCAGGUGACAGGGCCCCUGUGCCCCCAGCCAGUGACGUGGGGGCCAGGGCGGAGACGCCGGGCAGCUCAGGAGAUGUCUCUGUGACAGAAGCUCGGUGGAGGGGUUGCUGUCAUGUGGGGCUGGGCCCUGCUCCCUGUCCUGCUGGCCAUCUGGGGCACUGUGGGCUUCUGGGUGGUAUACGCCAUGUCCGUGGCCAACGGGUCUGUGAACGUCACAGUCGGGUUCCCGUAUAUCAGCACCUGCGGCUCCGACCCUCCCCAGAGCUGCAUCUUCAGUCAAGUGCUGAACGUGGGGGCGUUCCUGGGGGCACCGGCGGAGCCGGGCUGGCGGGUCGGGAGUGAGGGGCACCGGCGGAGCCGGGCUGGCGGGGGCUGCGGGUCGGGAGUGAGGGGCACCGCCCAAGCCGUUGCCCUUGACUCGGGCUCCGUGUUCGCUCUGCACGGGCUGGGGCUGCGGUCGGAAGCCGCCGCCUGCGAAUGGACCUUGGCCCUGACCCUCUUCCUCCUCUUCGGCCUCUUCGCCGUGGAUUUCCGGCACAUCCAGUCCUGCUCCGUGCGGCUGCAGCGCCGGGCCCCCGCCCCGGCCCUGGAGCUGGGCGCCACCUCCACCCAGACCCUGGCGCUCUAGGCCCAGCCCUGCCAGCCAGCAAACCGGGGACAGGCACCCCCACGGCUCGGGGGCAGGGACCCUUGUGCCCCACUGGGGCUGGACGGCCACCCCCAGCUCUUCCCCCCGCCCCUGCUGGGGGCACUGCUGGGGGGAAGCUCGCAGCGCUGGGGGCUGACUGGCUGCUGGGAUGGAGACUGGUGGAGCCACAGUUCUGGUGUUGGGGGGGAUGUUCAGAGAGCCCCAUAUUCCCCCCCCCCCGGGGACAGAAGUGGUCUGAUGCCCCCCCAGACACGGGGGGGGCUGUAAUAAA
Molecule: messenger RNA, 957 nt
Organism: Chrysemys picta bellii (western painted turtle)
Lineage: Eukaryota; Metazoa; Chordata; Testudines; Emydidae
Source: RefSeq, a predicted model, not a curated record